This is a messenger RNA of Quercus robur (English oak), 2837 nucleotides long. Its product is annotated as beta-amyrin synthase. Gene Ontology annotation, cellular component: lipid droplet. Gene Ontology annotation, molecular function: beta-amyrin synthase activity. Bases 297 to 2585 code for a protein of 762 amino acids. The transcript is spliced from 18 exons. NCBI's taxonomy places the organism in Eukaryota, Viridiplantae, Streptophyta, Magnoliopsida, Fagales, Fagaceae. Gene Ontology annotation, biological process: triterpenoid biosynthetic process. The record is from RefSeq and is a predicted model, not a curated record.
UAUGAUAGUACAUUUUUUGGUUCACAACAAGUUCCCUCUCAAAGUUAAGGCCAACCAAUCCGUACCUCUGUUCUUCUCUACCUUGUUUGACUGCCAUAUCUCACAUAGGUUUCUCCAAAUUCUUCUUUCAAAAGUACACCCUCUUGGCUAUCUAGGUAAGCAGUAAGCCCAAUAUUUUGCUCUAUCUCUCUCUCUCUCUACCAUGUUUAUGGUGAAAUGGGAUCAUGAAGUGAAGAGGAGAGAUCUAAGUGGUAUCAAUUUCAUCAAAUUUUGAUUGAAAGAAGCUAUUAGAAAGAAUGUGGAAGCUCAAGGUAGCAGAGGGUGGCAAUGACCCUUACAUCUACAGCACCAAUGACUUUGUUGGAAGGCAGAUAUGGGAGUUUGAUCCUGAAGCUGGUACUCCAGAAGAGAGAGCUGAGAUUGAAGAGGCUCGUCAAAAUUUCUACAGGAAUCGCUACCAAGUCAAACCCAGUGGCGAUCUACUUUGGCGAAUGCAGUUUUUGAGAGAGAAAAACUUUAAACAAACAAUUCCCCCAGUAAAGAUUGAUGACGGAGAGGAAAUCACAUAUGACAAUGCGACAGCUACAUUGAGGAGGGCUGUCCAUUUCUAUUCAGCCUUGCAGGCUAGUGAUGGCCAUUGGCCUGCUGAAAAUGCUGGCCCAUUGUUUUUCCUUCCCCCCUUGGUAUUUUGUAUGUACAUUACAGGACAUCUUAAUACUGUAUUCCCUGCUGAGCAUCAAAAAGAAAUCCUUCGAUACCUGUAUUGCCAUCAGAACGAAGAUGGUGGCUGGGGAUUCCACAUAGAAGGCCAUAGCUCGAUGUUUUGCACAACUCUUAGUUACAUUUGUAUGCGUAUGCUUGGGGAAGGACCUGAGGGUGGCAAGGACAAUGCCUGUGCAAGAGCAAGAAAAUGGAUCCUUGAUCAUGGUGGAGUAACACACAUACCUUCUUGGGGAAAGACAUGGCUUUCGAUACUUGGUCUGUUUGAAUGGACUGGAAGCAAUCCAAUGCCCCCAGAAUUUUGGAUCCUUCCUUCAUUCCUUCCCAUGCAUCCAGCCAAAAUGUGGUGCUACUGUCGGAUGGUGUACAUGCCCAUGUCAUACCUAUAUGGGAAGAGGUUUGUUGGCCCAAUCACACCUCUCAUUCUUCAAUUGAGGGAGGAACUCUACAAUGAACCUUAUAAUGAAAUUAACUGGAAGAGUGUGCGUCAUCUAUGCGCGCAGGAGGAUAUCUACUAUCCCCACCCUUUGAUACAAGAUUUGCUUUGGGAUAGUCUAUACAUAUUCACUGAGCCUCUUCUCACUCGUUGGCCAUUUAACAAGUUGGUUAGAGAGAAGGCUCUUCAAGUAACAAUGAAGCACAUUCAUUAUGAAGAUGAGAAUAGUCGAUACAUUACUAUUGGAUGUGUGGAAAAGGUUCUAUGUAUGCUUGCUUGUUGGGUUGAAGAUCCAAAUGGAGAUUAUUUCAAGAAGCAUCUUGCUAGGAUCCCAGAUUACAUAUGGGUUGCUGAAGAUGGAAUAAAGAUGCAGAGUUUUGGUAGUCAAGAGUGGGAUACUGGUUUUGCCAUUCAAGCAUUACUUGCUAGUGAUCUUGUUGAUGAAAUUGGACCUACACUCGCAAGAGGACAUGACUUCAUAAAGAAAUCUCAGGUCAAAGACAAUCCUUCUGGGGACUUCAAAAGCAUGUACCGUCACAUUUCCAAAGGAUCAUGGACCUUCUCUGAUCAAGAUCAUGGAUGGCAAGUUUCUGAUUGCACUGCAGAAGGUUUGAAGUGUUGCUUGCUUUUCUCAAUGAUGCCACCAGAGAUUGUUGGUGAGCAAAUGGAACCAGAGAGGUUCUAUGAUUCUGUCAACGUCCUACUUUCUCUACAGAGUAAAAAUGGUGGUUUAGCCGCAUGGGAGCCAGCAGGAGCAUCAGAUUGGUUGGAAAUGCUUAAUCCAACUGAAUUCUUCGCGGAUAUUGUUAUUGAGCAUGAGUAUGUUGAAUGCACUGCAUCAGCAAUCCAGGCUUUAGUUUUGUUUAAAAAAUUAUACCCCGGGCAUAGGAGAAAAGAGAUUGAAAACUUCAUUAAAAAUGCGGCACGCUUCCUUGGAGACAUACAAAUGCCAGAUGGUUCAUGGUAUGGAAAUUGGGGAGUUUGCUUCACUUAUGGUUCAUGGUUUGCACUUGGAGGUCUGGCUGCUGCUGGCAAGAGUUACAACAAUUGUCCAGCUAUGCGCAAAGGUGUUGACUUCCUACUUAGAACACAAAGAGAUAAUGGUGGUUGGGGAGAAAGCUAUCUUUCUUGCCCAAAAAAGGAAUAUGUACCUCUAGAAGGCAACCGAUCAAAUUUGGUGCAUACUGCAUGGGCAAUGAUGGGUCUUAUUCAUUCCGGACAGGCUGAAAGAGACCCAACACCUCUUCACCGGGCCGCAAAGCUGAUAAUAAAUUCUCAAAUGGAAGAUGGUGAUUUUCCUCAACAGGAAAUCACUGGAGUGUUCAUGAAGAACUGCAUGUUACACUAUGCAGCAUACAGAAAUAUAUAUCCAUUGUGGGCUCUUGCAGAAUACCGCAAGCGUGUCCCAUUGCCAUCAAGAAACGCUUAAGUGAAGCAGUGAAUUUUGUUGUUCAAGAAAUAUAUGAAUGAGAAGGAUAUAAAAUCCAGUAGUGAAUUCUCUUACCAUUGUGUAACCCUUUUUUUCUCCCUUCCUUAAGGGGCUAUUUAUGUUUGUAUAGAAAUUUAAAUACACUGGAUAAAAAUGAGAAGUUCUUCCUUCCAUGUGUAGAAGCAAGGCUUGCAUAAUGUUGUAUCACUGGAUAAUAAAGUAAAUGAGAAAUUCUUCCGUGUAUUAUACCAA